Messenger RNA from Pantherophis guttatus, 1462 nucleotides. It is a transcript of the gene TNNI1, whose product is annotated as troponin I1, slow skeletal type. NCBI's taxonomy places the organism in Eukaryota, Metazoa, Chordata, Lepidosauria, Squamata, Colubridae. Gene Ontology annotation, biological process: skeletal muscle contraction; cardiac muscle contraction. Gene Ontology annotation, cellular component: troponin complex. The record is from RefSeq and is a predicted model, not a curated record.
AAUAUAUGAUUAUCACUGUGUUGUUGAAAUGGUGCCCUUGAUUUCUUUUAUUUUUGCUCUUUAGAGGAAACCCAAGAUCACAGCUUCACGCAAACUCCUUCUAAAGAGUUUGAUGCUGGCUAAAGCCAAAGAAGAAUGGGAACAAGAACAAGUGGACAAACAAGGAGAGAAGGAGAGAUAUUUGGCAGAAAGGAUAACAUCUCUGCAUACCAGUGGGCUUUCCUACUCCCAACUCCAGGAUCUGUGCCGGGAGCUUCAUGAGAAGGUAGACAUUGUGGAUGAAGAGAGAUAUGACAUUGAAGCAAAGUGUAACCAUAACACACGGGAGAUUAAAGACUUGAAAAUGAAGGUCCUUGACCUUAGGGGAAAAUUCAAGCGUCCUCCCUUGCGCCGUGUCCGCGUGUCUGCAGAUGCCAUGCUUAGAGCUCUGCUUGGCUCAAAGCACAAAGUAUCUAUGGACCUGAGAGCCAACCUCAAGUCUGUCAAGAAGGAGGACACAGAAAAGGAACGUCCAGUAGAAGUGAGUGACUGGCGUAAGAAUGUGGAGGCCAUGUCAGGAAUGGAAGGCAGGAAGAAGAUGUUUGAUGCUGCCAAAUCACCAACAGGACAAUGAGAAGUCAUAUUUCUUUCAUAGAAACAUGAAGACCCCUUCCAUAAUGCCUACGUGAAUCACUUUUUUUUUUCUUCUUGGUGCUUCCUGUGUCUCACCAUUUUUCUGCAUUAUCUAUUGUCCCACAGCAUUUUUGGGUACUAGGGAAGAUACAAUCAUUCAUUUAGUGACCCUUUGGCACUGAAAAAAGUGACUUAUGACCAUUUUUUACACUUAUGACUGUUGCAGCAUCCCUGUGAUUAUGUGAUCAAAAUUCAGACGCUUGCCAACUGGCAUGUAUUUAUGACAGUUGCGAUGUCCCAUGUCAUGUGAUCAGCUUUUGCAACCUUCUGACAAGCAAAGUCAAUGGGGAACUCAGAUUCACUUAACAAUUGGGUUACUGACUUAGCAACUGCAGUGAUUCAUUUAAAAACUGUAGCAAGAAAAGUUGUAAAAUAGGGUAAAACUCACUCAACAACUGUCUUACUUAACAACCUGAUUCAUGGCCAUCAGGCCAACAGGAACACUUGCCUUCUUGCUAGCACAUGUCCACACAAUGAUUAUUACCACAAUCUGUCAGUACAGUACCAUCUCUGCCCUAUAGAAAAGAUAGGAAUUCUGAGUUGAUGGCAUUUGAAAUGCAGAAAGAAAGCUGGUGCUUUAUCUGACAUCUCAGAUCAGAUCUUUGCUCAAGAGAUGCCAUUACUUACUGACUGCAAUGCAGCUCAGACUGUAGCUAUAGAGGCUUUUGUGCCUGCUUUAUUCAGCAACAAAAUCUUUCAACCUCUUCCAUGAAAUACAGCCUUGGAUAUGUGACUAUACUUUCUCUGUAUUCCAUUAAAGAACAACAAAAUGAAUAGCAUCAAGAACAAA